GUGGUAACCCAGUCUAUCAGUUGUACUGUGCUUGAUGAGUCGUGUCUACAUAUUUUGAUAAAACUGUGUUCUAAAACAAUCCAAUGUCAUUAAGUUCUAAAUUGUGGUGUAGAUUCAGUGUUUAUUUACCGCGUUAAAGUAUACUUGUACGUCCAUCAUGCCUGUGACACUCGUAGAUAGGUUGCCCUUGCCGAAUCUCAAGGUUUAUACCGCGGGAAGUGUUUCGCUGCUUUCGAUAGCUGUUUAUUACGCGCUGAGUGUGACCAGUGAUCCGAACUGGCGCACGAACGCCACGCUAGGGCGGCUGGAUGCCAUGGAAGUAGGCGACGCUGAGCAGCGGGUCGGACCGGCACCAGGGCUUGCACCGGUCCUCGUCAACGGCACCAGGAACUUUACCGAGCAGUUCGUGGACGUCAUGACCUUUAUGAUGCAGGAACCGCUCUGCAUGUGGACGCUGAUCAACAUAGCGUACUGCUCGCUGGCAGUGUUCGGGUUCGGCGUGCAGCGGCUGGUGUUCGGGCAGCUGCGCGUGGCGGAGGCGCAGCGCGUCAAGGACAAGUUCUGGAACUAUGUGUUCUACAAGUUUAUCUUCGUGUUCGGCGUCAUCAACGUGCAGUACAUGGACGAGGUGCUGCUCUGGUGCUCCUGGUUCACGCUCGUCGGCUUCCUGCACCUGCUCGGCCAGCUCUGCAAGGAUAGGUACGAAUAUUUGUCGUCGUCGCCGAGCUCGGGCGGGUGGGCGCACGUGCGGCUGGCGAGCCUGCUGGGCGGCAUCCUGGCCGCCGCCGCCGCGCUGCUCGGCGCCGCCGCCGCCUGGGGGCUGCCCGCCGGACGCGACACCUUCGCCUUCAUGGCCGCUGAGUGCCUGCUGGUGCUGGUGUCCGCGCUGCACGUGGCGGCGCGCUACGCGCUGCAGCUGUGCGAGGCGGACGUGGCGGGCGCGGCCGCCUACUACACGCAGCUGGCCUUCGACUCGCUGGCGCUGGUGACGGAGCUGCUGCACGUGCUGCACAUGGUGGUGUACUCCAACAUGCUGGUGUCCAUGGCGUCGCUGGUGCUGCUCAUGCAGCUGCGCCACCUGCUGCACGAGCUGCAGGCGCGCGUGCGCCGCCACCGCCUCUACACCUCGCUCGCCACGCACAUGAGCCGCAACUACCCGAUGGCCAGUAAAGAGGAGGUGGAAAAGAACCAGGACAACUGCGCCAUCUGCUGGGAACCUAUGAAGGAGGCGCGGAAACUGCCCUGCUCACAUCUCUUCCACAACUCGUGCCUGUGCCAGUGGGUGCAGCAGGACGCGUCGUGCCCCACCUGCCGCCGCGCGCUGGCCGCCGCCGCCGCGCCCGCGCGCUCGCCCGCGCUCGCCGCGCCGCCCAACCAUCUCUUCCACUUCGACGGGUCUCGAUACGUGUCGUGGCUGCCGAGCUUCUCGGUGGAGGUGACGCGGGUGCGGCCGGCGGCGGCGCUGGCGGGCGCGCAGAUUGACGCGGCCGUGACGCAGCUGCAGCACAUGUUCCCGCAGUACUCGCGCGCCGCGCUGGCCGCCGACCUCGCGCGCACGCGCUCCGCCGACCUCACGCUCGACAACAUCCUGGAGGGCCGCCUGCCCGCGCGCGCGCCCUCGCCGCCGCCCGCGCCGCCCGCGCCCGCGCCCCCGCCGCCGCCGCCGCGCGUGGACGCCAGCACGUCAGUGUCGCCGCUGCCGCGCGCCGAGGCGGGCGUGUCGGGCGCGGGCGCGCCAGGCGCGGCCUUCCCGCGCUGCGCGGCCGAGCGCGAGUCGCGGCUGCAGGCGCGCAAGGCGGCGCUCGUGGCCGAGGCGCGGCGCCGCUACCUGCAGCGCCACAGCUGAGGCCCGCCUCUACUUAGUGAGUAGCCAUCGAUAUUGAUUUAUUGUAAAUACUUCACCCUUUGUGAUAUUUUAAUUAGUGUAUAAAUUAGUGUGUCCUCUACAUCGAUGAGCCUAGCUGUACGGUACUAUAGAUGAACUUUUCAGUCGAAGCCGGCGGGCGACCCGUCGACGAAGGGCCUUAUUAUUAGACGCUUAUCGCGCCGAUUUAUUUUUCUAUAUUAUCUUUGAGAGUGUAUUUUUCUAUUUCAUAAAAUUAUAUAAAAUAUCCAUCGUCCAU
Trichoplusia ni (cabbage looper) is the source of this 2123-nucleotide messenger RNA. Its product is annotated as E3 ubiquitin-protein ligase AMFR-like. Gene Ontology annotation, biological process: endoplasmic reticulum unfolded protein response; protein K48-linked ubiquitination; ubiquitin-dependent protein catabolic process. The transcript is spliced from 7 exons. Lineage: Eukaryota; Metazoa; Arthropoda; Insecta; Lepidoptera; Noctuidae. Gene Ontology annotation, cellular component: ubiquitin ligase complex; endoplasmic reticulum; cytosol. Gene Ontology annotation, molecular function: ubiquitin binding; ubiquitin protein ligase activity. The record is from RefSeq and is a predicted model, not a curated record. The coding region runs from base 158 to 1846 and encodes 562 amino acids.